Macroventuria anomochaeta is the source of this 540-nucleotide messenger RNA. RefSeq lists its product as uncharacterized. NCBI's taxonomy places the organism in Eukaryota, Fungi, Ascomycota, Dothideomycetes, Pleosporales, Didymellaceae. The transcript has 4 exons. The record is from RefSeq and is a predicted model, not a curated record. Bases 1 to 540 code for a protein of 179 amino acids.
AUGCUGUUUCAGUUCUUUUCAGUCGUCGCCCUGUUGGCAUGCGCUCAGGGCGUAUUAUCGGCGGUAAGCAACUUCAGCUUGUAUGCGUAUGGUGACAACCUCCCGGCGGGCUUGAAGUUGUUCUACGCAGAUGGACGAGCCUAUCUCGGACCUAAGGCCCCUACCUUCGCAGCUGAGGCUGUGAAUGUGACUCUUGCACUUACGGACGAUCUGAGAUUCGUGGCCUCGCCCGAGGGCGAUGUGUCAUGGUCGAAGCAACCUUCCAUGUAUAUCGGUGCCGAUGCAGGUGACAUGAAGACUGUUGGAUUCAUCUUAGAGGAUGAAAUCCCUGAUGGUGUGACAGUCAAGGGCUUCGGGCUCUUUGGAGGAUGGGCGUACAACAACCAGAAGGCUGGUGCUAUCGAGAUGAACUUUGUCGCAAGUCCCGCAAAUGAGGCUGGCCUGUACCAGAUCAAAUGGAACGCUGCAAGCACCAAGGUCGCUGGAGAUCAUGUGCCAAUAUCUCUCAGGACCGAGGCGCCUGCUACGCCUGUGAAUUAA